Molecule: messenger RNA, 1056 nt
Organism: Lachnellula hyalina
Lineage: Eukaryota; Fungi; Ascomycota; Leotiomycetes; Helotiales; Lachnaceae
Product: putative 2-hydroxyacid dehydrogenase
Exons: 1
Coding region: 1-1056 (351 amino acids)
Cellular component (GO): cytosol
Molecular function (GO): hydroxypyruvate reductase [NAD(P)H] activity; NAD binding; glyoxylate reductase (NADPH) activity
Source: RefSeq, a predicted model, not a curated record
AUGGAAAUCCAACAGAGCACCCCACUUUCAAAGCCGACGAUUCUUCUCAUCAGCUCGGACACGCGAACCAUUUUAGCCCAACAAUGGGAGAAAGUGCAACAAAAAUUCAACAUCUUGAUCUAUGACUGUAAUAGCGUCGAAGAGUUCUGCAAACGACUCUCUCCCGGCGGCGUGUACUCCAAAAUCGAUGCCAUUGUGCGGACAGGAUGGUUGAAAGCAGAGCCGUACAGUACACAUCUCUUAUUUACCACCGCGGUUGCAAAACACUACCCAUCCUCUCUCAAGCUCAUCGUAUGCUCAGGACACGGCUACGAUGCAGCUGACGUCGAUACAUUAACAGAAAUGGGCAUCUGGUACUGCAAUACGCCGGACACGUGCACCGAGGCUGUUGCAAACACAGCGCUGUAUCUGAUCCUAUCUGCAUAUCGCUAUUUCACCUUCGCCGAACGCUGUGCGCGCAACGACUGGGCGUUGAGCCGAUCGCUGGGGAUGAAGGCCGUUGAUCCACUGGGAACCACGCUGGGAAUUGUGGGGUUGGGAGAUAUUGGCGCGCGAAUUGCUCGCAAAGCUGCGCUGGGACUGGGCAUGAAGCUUUGCUACUACAACAGAAAGCGCGACGUGGAGCGCGAGAGACAGGUCGGUGUCGAGAUCUCGUACUGUCCAUCGUUAGCGGAACUCCUAGAGACUUCGGACUGCGUGGUGCUCGCCUGCCCAUAUACACCAGCCACGCACCACAUGUUAUCGACCAAGGAGUUUGAGCUUGCGAAAGAAGGGGGGAUGAGAGUAGUGAACAUAGCUCGUGGUCGGUUGAUUGACGAGGCUGCUCUGCUUCAGGCUCUUCGGGAUCAGAAAGUGGUGGGUGUCGGAUUGGACGUUCAUGAGAACGAGCCGGGGAUUAACGACGAGUGGGCGGGUAACUAUAUGGCUACGGUAUUGCCACAUAUUGGGGUCUGUUCUAGGACCUCUUGGGAUGGGUUUGAAAAGGUGUGCUGGGAUAAUGCUGAAGCGUUUUUUGAAACCGGGAAACCGCUAACACCUGUCAACUCAAUAGCUUGA